This is a messenger RNA of Mytilinidion resinicola, 1709 nucleotides long. Its product is annotated as alpha/beta-hydrolase. The record is from RefSeq and is a predicted model, not a curated record. Lineage: Eukaryota; Fungi; Ascomycota; Dothideomycetes; Mytilinidiales; Mytilinidiaceae. The transcript has 6 exons. Gene Ontology annotation, molecular function: cholinesterase activity. The coding region runs from base 1 to 1608 and encodes 535 amino acids.
AUGAGGGUCACUCUACUUACAUCGUUAUUUGUAUCUUCUGCCACUGUGCUUGCGGCUCUUCCCACCGUGACUAUCUCCGGUGGGACCCUGGUCGGGACAACCACAACUCUCCCGAGUGCCACUGCAUCCGUAAACAAAUUCCUAGGCAUCCCAUUCGCAGCCGUACCAACUAGCACACUUCGCUUUGCCACGCCGCAACCUGCGCCAACGUACGGCACAAUACAAGCCAAUAAAUGGAAACCGGCCUGCAUGCAACAAUUUACCAAACUAUUUGACACUCCUGAUCCCGGAGAAAGUGAAGACUGCCUAUACCUCAACGUCUAUGUCCCAAGCACAGGCUCCACGGGAAAGGCGGUUAUGUUUUGGAUAUACGGCGGAGAUUUGCAGUAUGGCACUGCAUCAAUGCCGCUGUAUGACGGAUCUAGUUUUGCAGCCUUCCAAGAUGUCAUUGUCGUGGCUGCAAACUAUCGCACGAAUAUCUUCGGCUUCCCCCACUCUAGUGAGAUAGGGUCAACACAAUGGAAUGUAGGCUUCUACGAUCAGAGACUAGCUUUGCAAUGGGUUCAAAGCAACAUUGCAGCAUUUGGAGGUGAUCCUGCCAAAGUCACGAUCUUUGGCGAGAGCUCUGGGGCAACCUCCGUCGACCGCCUGGUAACCACCAUGCCGAACAAUACUCCCUUUCGUGCCGCGAUUAUGGAGAGUGGCACCUCCUCAGUAACACCGGGCAGUGCCUCCAACUCGACGGACUCGACGGAAUGGAACAACCUCGCCUCUGGGCUAGGUUGCAGCGUCACACCCCCUAAUCUCGGCUGCAUGCAAAAAAUAGCGGCGACCAACAUAAAGAGUGCCAUCGAAGCACGAUACACUAACAACGGCGCAUAUAUAAAUUACGGCUUCCCACCCAUACAGGACGGCGUCACUAACCUCGUGAAUCCAGAAGCUGCACGCCUCGCAGGAAAUAUUGCCAAAGUACCGGUAUUACAAGGAACCAACGCGCAAGAGGGGCGCCUUUUCUCAGCCUCAUUCAAUGGUCAAAACGGCUUGAACUUGCAGUAUUUUGUUGACAAUUAUAUCCGCGGGUCCAACGACGCUGACAUCGUCGCUGCAUAUCCCGUCCCCGGGACGUACCCAGACCAAGACUCCGCGACCGCGCAGUGCUGGACUGAGUGGGUGUAUCAAUGCCCUGCGUCAGUCGUCACCGCCGACGAUGCAACAGCCGGUAUUCCAGCUUGGCGCUACUACUUCAACGCCUCAUUUGCCAACUACGGCAGCGUACCAGGCUUCACAAACCGUGGUGUUUAUCACACUAUUGAACUUCCAAUUGUGUUCGGGACGUACCCUUCUUCUGGAGCGACCGCCCAGGAGAUCGCACUGAGCAGCUACGUGCAAACGGCAUGGGCUACGUUUGCAAAAAAUCCCGAUGGUGGACCGGAUCCUGCAUGGCCGAAGGUCAGCACAGGGAGUGGUGGCGCAUAUAUUGGUAUUUUAGGCAAUUCGGGGAACACAUUUGCGAAUCUUACGGUUGUGCAGUCGACAAAUCUGGAUGCAAGGUGUGUGCAGUUCUUCAACAGUAGGUAUAGUCAGUCGAAGUAUGGCAAUUCAUGGUAGGGUGGGGUGAGUAGAUGAUAUGUCUAUUUCAACAUGGACGAAUUGAUUGGGCGAGCCAAAGUGGUUCCUGGACUCACUAGUAUAAUAUCCCAAGGGAUAGC